Messenger RNA from Saprolegnia diclina VS20, 597 nucleotides. RefSeq lists its product as hypothetical. The record is from RefSeq and is a predicted model, not a curated record. Bases 1 to 597 code for a protein of 198 amino acids. Lineage: Eukaryota; Oomycota; Saprolegniomycetes; Saprolegniales; Saprolegniaceae. The transcript is spliced from 2 exons.
AUGGCCCAAACCACCGCGCCGGCGACCACCGCAGCGGCGACGACGUCACCCGUGACGCUGCCGCCUGGUGUCUUCACUGCGGUGCCGACGCCCAUUGCCACUUUGAGCCAGUGCCAAGCCUGCGCCAACCUCGGCCAGUGCAGCGGCGCGUACAACAACCUCCCCGGCAAGUACUGCGGCAAGUGGCUCUCAAGCGGUAUCCAGCAGGUGUGCUGCUGUCCGUCGGCCGCCACGUGCGCGAUCCCCGUCAAGGCUGACAAGUGCCAAUGCAUCGACCCGACCAAGGUCAAGACGCAAUCGGGCAUGCCGUACUGGGCGUGGAUCCUCAUCGGCAUCGGCGCCUUCAUUCUUUGCGCCGCCCUCUGCUAUUGCUUCUGCCGCUCAGCGCAGGACGAGCCCGCCGUGUACGUCCAGGAGCCCAUGUAUGUCAACCAGUACGGCCAGCCCGUCAUGGUCAACGGUAACUACGCCAACGCCGGCGGGUACGGCCCCGGCUAUGGCGGUGGCUACGGCGAUGGCGGUCUUGCUGCCGGUGUUGCUGUCGAUCCCGUCAACGACGCCAGCAACCUCGUUGGACACGUUGCAGAAUUCCCGUAG